GAAGAUCCACAGGACAGUCUGAAGAUCCACAGGACAGUCUGAAGGUCCAGUGUUCUUCAGUUUCCCUCAUCACCUCUCUCGUGGUCAGCGUCCUUCAGCGUCAUGGUCGGCGGCAGGAUGCUGCUCCUCGGCGCCUCCUGCUGGCUGCUGGUUGUUUCUGUGUUCAGUGAGCAGAAAGAGGAGCGAUCACCUGAAGACGACGCCACGAAGACACAAGAGGAGCAAGAACUGAUUGAAGCUCUGCAGGACGUUCUGGAGAAGUUAAAGAACAAACAGCUUCCAUCUUCAGAGAAGAAGCUCGGCUGGGUUCCUCCUUGUGAUGCAGGACAGCAGUGUGCGGUGCGUAGAGGCUCGAGGAUCGGGAGGUUCUGUGGAUGUUCUGGAGGAACCGUCUGUGACUUCACCGUCCUCGAGUGUCUGUAGGAACUUCCUGUUGUUCUGAACUUCAAAAUAAAGGCGGCUUUUUUAAACUCCACUGCUCUUUGAGGUUUGUUUGUUUCUUUAAUGACUUCCAGAACUUUAAAUCUGUCGACUCCACCGAGUUUGAGUU
Molecule: messenger RNA, 550 nt
Organism: Anoplopoma fimbria (sablefish)
Lineage: Eukaryota; Metazoa; Chordata; Actinopteri; Perciformes; Anoplopomatidae
Product: cocaine- and amphetamine-regulated transcript protein-like
Exons: 3
Coding region: 103-423 (106 amino acids)
Biological process (GO): adult feeding behavior; positive regulation of MAPK cascade; negative regulation of appetite
Molecular function (GO): neuropeptide hormone activity
Source: RefSeq, a predicted model, not a curated record